Molecule: messenger RNA, 801 nt
Organism: Zea mays
Lineage: Eukaryota; Viridiplantae; Streptophyta; Magnoliopsida; Poales; Poaceae
Product: RING-box protein 1-like
Exons: 5
Coding region: 55-426 (123 amino acids)
Molecular function (GO): zinc ion binding
Source: RefSeq, marked provisional
CCUCGCUAGCGCCUUCCGCGAACUGAGGACUCCCGAGAGGCCGAGACCACCCCGAUGUCCGCCAUGGAGACCGACAUCAACGCGCCGCCGCCCGCCCCAGCCGGCGAGGGAUCCUCCGUGGUCGGUCCGUCCUCCUCAUCCUCCCGCAAGCCCAACAAGCGCUUCGAGAUCAAGAAGUGGAACGCCGUCGCGCUCUGGGCAUGGGAUAUCGUCGUCGACAACUGCGCCAUCUGCCGCAACCACAUCAUGGAUCUAUGCAUCGAGUGCCAGGCGAACCAAGCUAGCGCGACCAGCGAGGAGUGCACUGUCGCUUGGGGUGUCUGUAAUCAUGCUUUUCACUUCCACUGCAUCAGCAGGUGGCUUAAGACUCGCCAAGUGUGCCCAUUAGAUAACAGUGAGUGGGAGUUCCAGAAAUAUGGCCACUAGUUCCUGGGCACCGUCAUGUGAUGUUGGGGCUUUGCUGCCACUCAAGUGUUUUUGUCUGCCAAACAGCUCCAUCUCUUACUGCUUUCGAUGCUUGCAUCUAUCACCCGUCAAUUAUAACUAGCUAGCAGUACGUACACCUGGGACUGUAUUUGGACGAUCCAUUGAGAGGAUAGUAGGCCCAUUUUAUCAAUGGUAUGUGGAUCUUCAUAAGUGAGCUUGUAUUGUGCUGUGGUACCAUUUUCUGAAGUCAUGUUUUUUUAUACGUGCCUGUCUUGAUGUUAUGAAGUGGGUUUGCCUUUCGGCCGCAUGUAUAUAGGUUACUGAAUGUUGCGGACAAUGCCCUGAAAUUAUGUUGGGCACUAUAUCCUGUCUUGC